CAAUGAUGUUUCUGGUAUCUAUAGUGUUGCUUCUUUCGCUGGCACACCCGAUACCAUAACUGAAACAUGGAAUAGUACAACCAAUAUCGAAGUACAGUGCCUGCAAGAGGCGACACCGACAUGUUCUUAUAUUAGCCUGACUGGUGUACAGACGCCAAUCAUAGCUACAAAGUACGCUGGUGUGUAUGAAACAAUGGGCACCGUCAAUAAUCGCGCUUCCUACAAACAUAACACAGAGGAUUACUAUAUAUACUAUGUUCCUUUUGACCAUUGGAUCUUGGCUGAUGGCUCCAAUGGGGCUGACAAUGCAAACAUACUCGCCAUAUCAGCUUCCGUUGAUAUACAUGUAACUACAAUCACUGGAUGGAUAUUUAAAGAUGGUAACAUGAGUCAUAACGAAGACGUUGCAUCUUUCCAAUGCAAACCAUCUACGCCUCCGUGUGACAGGCUUCACUUGACAUCGGAUAUAAAUCCAGAUCGGCCGCCAUCUCAGACAGAGUGGUUCGGUAUCUACACUCUCACAAAUGAAACAUCAGAUGGUCGCCCAGUGUACACGUUGGAUGAACCCGGUAGCGUUCAGCGUACCGUAAAGCUGUACCACGUAACAACACCAUUGUCGAGUUAUUGGUUCCUAAGUGAGUCAGUAGGUGAUACAGAACCCUACAUUCGGAUAAGAGAUGGUGCAUUCUACCCAGAGUUGAUUAAUCCAGGCAGUCUACGAGAGGAGUUGAAUAAUUCUAACUGGGCUGAAAUAUCUACGUUGAGAUUUCUCUGCUUUAAAGAGCAUGACCCAUGCAAGACCCUCUAUUUAGACUCGUCGACUUAUAUGCCACCAGGCGUACUUACAUCUGAGACAAAUAUAUUUGGGCUUUGGAUAUUAGACGAAACACAAACAUAUAACAAUCGACCUGUAUACCACCAUCAAUUACAUAGCAGCCUAUAUCUGUUCAAGAUGAACCCUAUAGGAUGGGUGCUGCAUUUCAAAAGCCCUGCUAGCAUUCUCGAUGACAGUCAGCAAAUGAAUCCACUUGCAUUGAUCACAGAUCAAAGUAUCUAUCCAGAAGAUAUAACAGCUCCGAUACGUAUCAAUCAGGUUGAAUGGCCUGGAGCAGCAUUCUCAUGUUUUUCUGUUUCAACUGCUUGCAAUGAGAUAAGUAUCAGUGGGAUCAAUACCUCACCGUUUGAAGUAUUCAAUGGACUUUAUUCGAAGAUUGUACUUGGAACAGUGCCUCGUCCCUCCUAUCAGUUAACCGAUUCUGAUAACAA
This is a messenger RNA of Owenia fusiformis, 1266 nucleotides long. The record is from the annotation of a GenBank genome assembly. NCBI's taxonomy places the organism in Eukaryota, Metazoa, Annelida, Polychaeta, Sabellida, Oweniidae.